Molecule: messenger RNA, 3165 nt
Organism: Magallana angulata
Lineage: Eukaryota; Metazoa; Mollusca; Bivalvia; Ostreida; Ostreidae
Exons: 17
Coding region: 391-2661 (756 amino acids)
Source: RefSeq, a predicted model, not a curated record
AAAGCGCCCACAAGACUCUGAAGUGUCGCUGUAAAAAUACGUGGUAAUGAAGCCGUAACAUUUAAGUAAAAUCUCCAAGUGUUUGAAUAAACAAAAGGGGAUUAGUUUAAAUGUGCAGAUACAUAAUUCUGUGAUUUUUAAAGAAAUGUAAUUAUUGACAUGGACCUACAUGGGAAGGCUUCGGCCGGAUAUGUAUAUUUUGAUACGCGUUCUAGCAAUAAUUGGCAAACAGAGAGGGCAGAGGAAACAUAAUUAAUUUUAAUGGAUUCAUUUUAAAAGAAAUGGCCGUCAGGCAUUGUUUGCUUUGAAAGUAUUGAGUUCAAAAAUCUUCAUAAAGCCUCUUUAACAUCAUAAGUGAAACAUAUUUACGCGAGUCUGGACUUCGUUAUAAUGGUGGUCGCACAGCCUAUUGGUGAUAAGGACACGGGGGCAAAAAACGGGAAUAUAUUGAACAGUGUGAGCCAAAAUCAAAACAGACAGAAGUCUGUAGAUCAAAGGAAAGAUAGAAGAAGUAAAAGUCACCCUCACGUUAGAGUCAGGCAAAAGUUAAGGCACUGGACGGGGGGUGAAGGGGAGGAGGGACAGAUUGGGUCGUGCUCACCUGUGGACACUAUUCCCCGUCUACCGGUACUUCGGCCAGAGAGUGAUGACGUUAUUAGAAGACGCCGAGUUCUGAGGAAAUUCAGCACUUCUAUCAGUAUCUCCAAGAGAUUUUGGAGCAGACUAAGCGAGGACCAGACGGACGGUAACAGGAUGGAACAAUGGGCAAAACUCCGGACUUCGGUGUCCCUCGGGACCGUCAUAUCGAGGGCAUUCGGUGAUAUUGAGGAGAAACGCCGUCUGGUCAUUAAUCCCAUCAAAGUGAAACAGGAAAUCCGAAAGAAACAACUGUAUUCACUCUUUCGAUUUGUUGGGCGGCUAACAAUUACUUUUUCCCGUUUGGCCAAAGCACAUAGUCUCAGAUUUCGAGAGGACGAUGACGACAUAUCCCCGUACAUCAAAGGUCUGACCUUCCACGACUAUGACAACCAGCCCGACCUCAUGUUUGACAAGUCACAGUACAAGGCCAAGAAAUCGAUCCGGGUACCAGAAGAGACAAAACGAAUCCUUUGUAAACCACCUUCACAACGCACGGAGCAAGAGCUGUACUCGGCUUUGCUGACCCUUCGUAACAUUGAGGCUUUUGCUGCCUACCCUAACAGGAUGCAGAAAAUGAUUGUCGCGGUAGGGCAAUAUGAGAGGUUCGAAGCUAAAAGAAUAGUGGUACGACAAGGACAUCCGGGAUCUUCCUAUUAUUUCAUGCUUUCUGGUGCUGCUGUAGUAAUGGUUAUGGAUAAUCCAAAUUCAUAUGCCCGCCCAAUCAAACACCUGGAAAAGGGAAUGGACUUUGGUGAGAUAGCGUUGACUCUAAACAUCAGACGACAGGGGACUAUCAUAACCAAAGAGCCGUGCGAGCUUAUGAGUAUCGGCAGACGAGACUACCAACGCAUUUUCAUGGCGGGAGGUGUUCGGAGCAUUAAUGACCCGGAUCAGGAGAAAUUCCUCAGGAGUCUGCCAUUUCUACGAAACUGGCCAAUACAACUGUUGGAGGGUGCAGGGGACAAAACCCACUUCCUCUUUUUUAAGAGUGGGGCCACAAUAGUCAAGGAGACCAGUCUGUCCCCGUGGCUUGUGAUUGUCAAAUCGGGAAGCAUCAGUAUAUUGAAGAAGUUGAAAAGAGUGCUACCUUUUGAAUGGAAACGAAAAAAAGAAAUUAAGUUUGUUCCAGAAAAAGAGAAACGCGACAACUACAACAAACGCCUCGUGCUACGACGUCACAUCCUGACGGAACUCAAGAUCCCCCUUAAAGGAAACACGGUAGACGACGAGGACAAUCAGUUUGAGGAUUAUCCCGGCAAAUACAGGAUAUUUAUACAUCCGGGGGAGGAACCGGAAACUGUGACGUCAGAGACGAUCACGCCCCUGGCGGAUAGAUUACCAGACAUUAAGGAAAAUAACGCCAAGACAAAUUCAUUUCAAAAUAUACAGAAGAAACUUUUACCCCGACUGUCAGAGGAUACCGAGGGGGAAGUAGACACGGGAGAUAACCCUUUGUUCUCAAAUCUGGAUAGCGAAGAAAAACAUCCUGUGUUUUCGUUGGAAAGAGAGGAGACGUCAUUUGACAUUCUAGCGCCUCUGCCAAAAAAGAAAGCACAUGAGAAAAAUGGAAACCGCCGGGAAAGUGUCAUGGAGAGAGAGCGGGAGAUGAUGGGGUUCGAGGAGAAAACUCGGACUGUCCAGGAUGAUCUCGAUAAUAUUGCCAAGGAUCCUGAUGAAUAUACAUUGGCCGACUUGGACCCUGAAUUUGUUAGAGUUCAAACAUUAAUCAAAGGACAGGUUUUUGGGUUAUCGGACCUUAUACUGGAGCAGAAGACCAACUUUAGUAUCGUUAGUAAUGGAGCUGACGUCAUACUUAUAGACCAACAGUUUUAUCUGAAGCAUGCACCAGAAAAACUUAUCUCCAAAAUGAGGCAAGAGCUUUGUCCCUACCCCACUGAUGACGACUUACAGACCCGUCUACAGCAGACCAUUGAUUGGGACGCCUACCGAACGGACACAAUGUCCAACACGCUCCAGUUCCUACAGACCAGACGACAGUUACGACACUCACUCAAAGUCUAACUCAUCUGCAUAUAUGAAUAUCUCAAUCAAAGUCUAACUCAUCUGCAUAUGAAUGUCUCAAUCAAAGACUUAACUCAUCUGCAUAUGACGUCACUCAUAAUCUAUCACAUCUGCAUAUACGUCACUUCUCAUUCAAUUUUUCUCAACCAUAAGAACUCGAUCACUUAAUCAGUAUGUAACUUCAUAAAUUGUGCAGGGAACCUCGUGGAGUUAUCUAUUUUGAAUUAUAUUAGAAAGUGAAAACAAGGUCAUUGUGGGAAAAAGACAAGAAUUAAAUCAGAGAGAGAGAGAGAGUACUGAUCAUUCAGGAAAUUAACCUUGAAAUUAUAUGUUUAUGUUUUCUUUUCUUUUUUUUCAUAUUUAGUACUCAUAUUCUUUGUCCGAAAAAAAUAUUUUAAGCAAAGUUAUGUUUUUCUACAGAAAUGUAGAUAUCGUAAUUUUACGUGUGAUAAUGAAAAGUGCCAAAACGGAUGUAAUGCUAUCUUUAAUAAAGUUGUAACAUAU